AUGGAACUAAGUGAUUCAGAAGAUGCAAAGAGCGGCCCUUCAUCUGUGGAUCUAAAGAAAGAUGCUAGAGCUCAACACAAUGCCUUGGAGCGUCGCCGCAGAGACAAUAUUAAAGAGAUGUAUGGAGCCCUGAAAGAAGCCCUUCCAGAGAUGUAUAAUGAGCGGCCACUUCCACACCACAGUAUACUAACAGGAAGUGCUAAUUGGGAUGCAACUGUCCAACUGUCUGAAAAAGCUGCCAAAGCUCAAAUAUUAGAAAAUCCUGAUUAUCGAGUGCUUCGAAGAAUUACAACGACGGCGAGACAGAAAUCGCUACUGGAGCAAGAUGGCCUUGAGAAUGGAGACGGCGGCUUCGAUAGUAAGGCGCCUGUUAAGGCUAUUAAGGAUCGCAUUGUAACUUGGAAAGAAUUUUUUGAGACCAAACUUAUUCACGAUACGCUAUCUGUUAUCCCGUGUAGAACUGAUUCGCCUGUCGAGCCUUACGUUUGUAACUGUGAAAAGGAAAUAAUCUCUGUAAUCCAUAAGCUUAAGGCCAAUAAAACUCCCGGAGAAGAAUUAUCAUUCUUAGCUCACCUUCAACAAAUCUCGCGUGCUGCUAUUCUCAAAAAGUCAAUUGAUGUAAUCACCGCUAGAUCUCAAUAUAUAGAACAAACAAGGAGGGAAGCAAACGUGUUAGAAGCAGAAAAUGCCCGAUUACUACUAGAACUGCAGGCUUUAAGAAGCGAUAAUGAGAAUUCAACUUUGGCAAGUAUUGUGCCUUAUAGGGUUAAAGCUGACGAAGAAAUGGGAGAGAGUUCAAGCAUGGGUGUGACUAAGGAAAUAUUUGAACAACAAAAAAGGCAUGAUCUUGACCCGAUUCUAACAAAUCGGCAUUUUUGGCAUUUUAUGACUGAAAAAGAGCAGUUGGAGUUUUUGAUGAAGCGCGAAGUUCAAAUUAACAGAGGUAUCGUUGCCUCCAACGAGCCUAAUGCUGGUCCCAGUUCAUUUAUCCUUCGAAAUAACGAAUCUGUAACUCACAUUCCACCACCAAAGAAAAGGAAAUUCGAUGGGAAUUCAGCUAUGUUGGGUAAUAUUUAG
This is a messenger RNA of Dracunculus medinensis (Guinea worm), 1077 nucleotides long. The record is from the annotation of a GenBank genome assembly. Lineage: Eukaryota; Metazoa; Nematoda; Chromadorea; Rhabditida; Dracunculidae.